UAAUCCAAAGUCCAAAAAACCCAUUUACAUUUCGCUCUACUUCACUUCUACUGAAACGUGAGAAGAGAAACACAGACAUCUGACAGCAAUGGAGGUCCGCAGAGAGAACCGCAACAUCCACGACAACCAGCGCCGUCAACUGGCUAAGCAGUUCGAACUGAAGCGCAACCUGUUCAAGGCUUUCCUCAGAGACCCAGAGCUUCCACCGGAGUUGAGAGAACAACAACAGUACAAGCUAGCCAAGUUGCCUCGAAACAGCUCCUUCACUCGCCUCAGGAACCGGUGCAUCUUCACUGGCCGAUCUCGCGGUGUGUACCAGUUCUUCCGUAUGUCUCGUAUCGUGUUUCGUGAACUCGCUUCAAAAGGCGCUCUUGCUGGCAUUAAGAAAGCUUCUUGGUAAAUACAAAAAAUGGUUUGGGUGUUUUUGGAACUGAAAUGCCUUUUUAUGUUGAUUUCUCAGAUGGGAUUUUUGUUUUUUUUUUGGAAAUGGAUAUGAGUUGUUGUUGUUGUUGUUGACAUGGAAUCAAAAGAUAUGUGGUCAUUGGAAAAUUUUUAGUAGUAUGCUGAAUUCGAUGUUGAUAAGAAUUAAAUUGUGUAACUGUUAUUGUUUACAAGGUGGGAAUGUUGGAUUGUUAUGCGUGUUGUUA
Molecule: messenger RNA, 647 nt
Organism: Quercus lobata
Lineage: Eukaryota; Viridiplantae; Streptophyta; Magnoliopsida; Fagales; Fagaceae
Product: ribosomal protein S14, mitochondrial-like
Exons: 1
Coding region: 89-400 (103 amino acids)
Biological process (GO): translation
Cellular component (GO): ribosome; small ribosomal subunit
Molecular function (GO): structural constituent of ribosome
Source: RefSeq, a predicted model, not a curated record